Sphaerodactylus townsendi is the source of this 405-nucleotide messenger RNA. RefSeq names its product family with sequence similarity 229 member A (gene FAM229A). Bases 66 to 287 code for a protein of 73 amino acids. The record is from RefSeq and is a predicted model, not a curated record. The transcript is spliced from 3 exons. Lineage: Eukaryota; Metazoa; Chordata; Lepidosauria; Squamata; Sphaerodactylidae.
CAAGCUGCCCAGUGGACUCUAGGGAGCAUUCCUCCGCCUUUGACAGAUAGGUCUGGGGCUCGGACAUGAGCUCCCAAGAGACCCCACAAGCUCGGAGAUUUCCCAUAGAGGCAGGAGAUUCUCCCAGUCUGGCGACUGCCCCUGAUACCCAGGAGCCGGUUGCCCCUGAGCGCACUGCAACGAGGCAGCUGCGAAGAUGUCCAGGGUGCCACUGCCUGACCCUGCCCAACGUUCCCAUUGACGUCUACAUUGCCAUGGGUGGGAGCCACAGGCCACGAACAACCUGAAGUCUCCCCCAGGUCAGGCUCAAGUCCUGAGGCCAUGGCGGCUGUCCCAGGAAACACGCUGACAGCCGGACAACAGCAAAGCAAGCCACACAGAACAGUGACGCACAUUUUAAUAAAA